CGCGCAUGUGUUUGUGUAUGUCGAUAGGGUUAAUUUAUGUGUGUGUAUGUGCAAGUACAACAAAAAGUCACACGGCCUGUUCGCAGAAGUGAAAGACAGACAAUAUUCAUAGCAAGGGUCAAACACAACAAGGGACACGAUAUUUUAACCCUUUCAACUCACUAUUCCACCGUGAAUAACAUACGAUUACUCACCAAGUGUUACGGGGUUUAGCCUUUUUAUAAGAUUUCUAUCGUCAGCCUGUUACGUUCGGAAUAUGCUGCAUGACGGCUUGCGGGUUUUACAUAAUUAAGGCAGUGUUUCGUGGUCCUGAAUGUUGGUUUUAAGUGUUUCACGAUAUCGUCACGAUAGAAGCAGGUUAGUGGGUAUGUGUUUUAGUCAGCACAAUUAAAAAGCUUUAGUGCGAGAACGAUAAGCGGAUAGAAACAGUGAAACAGGUCACAAUAAACACCAGCCAGCGUGAUGGUCUGUAUAGCAACAGAAACACACCACAGCAAGCGAGGAAGAAAAAUUCAAUUGAUUUUCUCCACGGCGAAGGUGCGAACCCAUUGCCAGUGUGUGGUGGUGGUGCCUAGGUAAUAAAUUCGGGAACCAACCUAAAAACCCCCUGGUGACGGAUCAUAUCUUGAUGGUGGAAUCAUGCAGUAGUAGCAACGCGUCCCAGAACAACAGUACUGUUCCACAUAACGUCACGAGUGGUCAUUUGGAUAUCGGAAGGGUGACCAUUUCUGAGUGCGGCUUCAUUAUACGGCAAAUCUAGUGCUCCGUUGUUCGGUACAGUGUGUUUGGUUAUGUUGUUUGCAAUCUGGUGUCAUUCCAUAAUGGUGUUCUGCGUUCAUUGGUAAAGGUCCGGAUGCAAACGUAAAGAAAAUAUUCAACGCCCCGUUCCAGCUCAGGUUACCCACCGUCAACGUCCAUGAAAGUAGCGCUUUAGCGCCAUCUCCGAUCGUUCGAGAGAGGACGCAAAAAAAAGCAAUCAGUGUUGAGUGUGAGAAAGUUAAGCUAGUUUGCGUUCGUGUAGUGUUCGAAAGUGGCCCUUUUUUUCUUCCCUCAUGUAAAGGGCAGCACGUUCGUGCGUUUUGCGUGUUUUUGUGUGCAUAUUCUGUCUGUGUACGAGUUUUUUUUAUACUUUGGUGCCAGUGAAAUUGUGUUCCUUUGCGUAAGUUUUCUGUGCAUCAUCUCUCCCCUCAACACACCCACCCCCUACGGUUACACACACACACCCGCGUCUGUGGCAUUGUCGUGGCAGAUAGGCGAAAUGGCGCUCUCAUCCGAUCCGUACGAGCAGAAGCUGUAUCACAUGUUCCAGUCCCAUAGUACCGGCGAUGGUACCGGUGGACUUGAUCGCGAUUCCUUGAUCAAGCUGUGCCGCACACUGGAGCUGAAGGAGCGUGGCCAUCUGCUGGUCAAGUGUUUGAUGACCGGUUGUAAGACGCACGUCAGCUUCCGCGAAUUUCGUGAAGGGCUUCUGCACAUCCUUGGUGGAAACGAAGAAUCGAUCGCAGCAGCCAGCAGCGGCGAAGUGGACGGUACGUCGCCUACGAUGAUGAUGGCGUCCAACAAUAGGGCGGAAGAAGCAUACGAAGUAGCAGCAGACUCCGAUCAUCCAGAUCAGCAGCAGGAGCAGCAGGAACAAUUUGUGGUCCAACAGAUGGAUUCAUACUCCUCACCAGGUCACUCGACAGUUUCUGGAAAACGUAAUCACAUCGAUGGCAAUGCUAACGGAAGCGCUGGUAGUAAUAGCACAUCGGGAGUUUCAUCCACAUCCGGCUCGCCAUCAUUCCAUAUUACGGGGAACAAUGUGUCAAAUGGCAGCAGCAGUAGCAGCAGCACUAGCAACACCCAUAAACACCGAGCUCAGCGAACAUCGACUUCGAAAAACGUACAACGUAAGGUGGAAACACUAGAGCACAACCUUACCAAAGCGAACGAGAAGCAGAACGUAAGCCUCUCGUCGUUAAUCGGUCAAGCGAAGCCACAGCACGACAAGAAGAAGUUGUGCGAUGAUGGCGUUCCAGUCGAUGAUAAUGAAUGCAUGAAUCAUCCAAACCGUACGACGAAACUUGUACGGAACGAUGUCGGAAAGCUACCACCACCGGAAGAAGCCGCGUUAGAUGACUUUUCCGAUCGGGAAGUAUCACCAAAGUUUGUCGUCGGUACAAAGAAGUACGGUCGCCGGUCAAGGCCACGGGAGGAUGUGAACGGACUCGAUUCAUCGUCACUUUCCUCCAAUUCGGAUAAUGAAUCGGUCACGGUGAAAUCAGUAGCGGAGCAAUCGACAACGAAAAAGUCAGCGGCAGAGAAAGAGGGCGUAAUCGUGGAACAGAUUUCUGGUAGAACGCGACAAAGCUUCAUCACCGCAACCGGGACCGUGGCCUCGUCGAAAGUGCAACGUUCCGCCUCUCAAAGUGACAUCCAUGGUUCCAAACGGCGUCGACCAGUAGUCGGAAGUGCGGGUGUACAUCGGUUAAAACGAUGUGCCUCGCUACCGACACACCGGCAGCGUCCAACGGUGGAAAGCAAACGGAACACCACCACGGUUACGAUACGCGAGCAGCUACACAUGGAUGAUGAGCGAAUCGAUCAGAAGAUCUACUUCAUGAACCUUUCGGAGAAUCUUCGUGAGAUUUGGAACUCGCUGCUGCUUGACUGCGAUCGUCGGCAAGGAGACCUGCUCAAUCAAGCACAACUGGAAGAGGUGUGCGAGCGCGUAGGUCUGCAGAAAGUGCCAGCCCGGUUGGCUGCCCAGGAAGUGUUUAACAAGCUGUCGUUGCAGCCGAGCGAGGGUAUCGGAUUUGAGGAUUUUAUUGCCCUGCUCGAAAGCAAUACCGAUCUGCUGCCAAUGAGUGAAACCAAGGAACUGCAGCUAGGCGAUUGCGGUGGUUCCACAGCCGCUUCGUCCGUUGUUACGGCGGAAGAAAGCACUUUCACACUUACAUUGCCCCCGGAUUGGACAUCGGAAAUAGGAUCGCUGGCAGCUUCAAUCAUCAUCGAUCUGUGGGAAUCAGCUGGUAUAGAAACUCCAGCCAAUUUGUUACACGAGCUGGGCUUCAAUCGGGAUGUCAUACAUGUUGCGGAUUUGGUGCAGGCGCUCGAGGAGGAACAUCAGCGGCUUCUUAGUGGACACAUGAACAGCAGUACCAUCAGCAACAUCAGCAAUAACCCGUUCGAUGAUGCUGCACUCAUCGUGCGAGCCUCGCUGGUACUGCACAAGGCAGAGGUGACUGCACUGCGUCAAGCGUUCCAUCAGCUGGUGGAAGAGAACAAGAAGCUGUACGCCGACAACAAGGAGGUCAACCAUCGGGCGCUGGUUCUUGCGCAGGAAGUGGAUGAACGGCACAAUUCGCUUGAAAACUCAACCCGCACGAAAAUCCGGCUUCUGGAGCAGCGUCAUCACGAAACGGUCAAAGAGCUUACCUCACAACUGGCCUUCGAGCGGGAACAACUAUCGCACGCGAAUGCGAUGCUCGAAAAACGUAUUCAAACGCUGGAGGCUGAGGAAGGAAAGCUGAAGUCGGAAAUGUCCCGGCUGUCGGAGGAAAAUGAUGAACUGCGACAAGAUCAGGAGAAUCUUACGAAAGAGAUUACCGAUCUGUUGGAGAAAAAUAUCAAGCUCAACCGGGACAUAGCCGAGCUGGAGGAAAACAAUCGUAACGAUUAUGCGGACGACGAUGAUUGUGGCUUCGUGCGCAAAGACAGCGAAGAGGUGCUGGACUUGAUCGAUCGGAUAUCGUUGCUGCAGAACGAAAAUACGGGUCUGCGCGAUAAGAACGAUGAGCUAAGUGCUGAGAUUGAAAUGCUUACCGUUGAGCUCGGGAAGUUUAAGCUCAAGCGAACCACUGUGGUGGUGGACGAUUUAAGUGCAGCAUCUGGCGAUGGUCCGGCCAGUUCGGCCGCUAUCAAACGGCGCGGUGAUUCACCGAGCAAGACGAGACUGUCCGACGAAAGUCCCCGGCUGGGCAAAUUUCGCCGAUGCAGCAACGAGAACGACAUCGAAUCGGACUCUUCGUCCGGCGAUUGGAUGGCCUUGCAUUCGGAACUUGGGCAGAGCAUCCGGGGCGCUGAGGAUACGGGCGCUAUGCCUGCUAGCUGUGCAGAGCUGACUGGUGCAUCGUCAGGAAUUUCAAGCAUGAACGAAUCGUCAUUGAGCCGUGACGAUGAAAUCAAAGCACUGCGCACGAGAAUCGAAGAGCUGGAAGCACAGCUGCGCGAAGCGAAAAAAGAAAUCAAUGUGCCGGAAAAAGUACUUGCCGUGCAGGAGAAUGUCGCUGCUACGUCUGGCACGGUGCCCUCCCCGGCCGAUAAGCCGUCCAAGGAUGAGGAAUGCAAAAAGCUGACGGCACGCUGCGAGGAGCUCGAAUCCAGUUUGGAACAGAUGCGCAAAGAGUACGAAGACUGUGAGGAUUACUGGCAGGCGAAGGUGAACGAUGAGCGCAUACUGUACGAGGAAGAGCAACGUAUAAACGAUGAAAAGUUCACGGAGCUGCUCAAGAAGGUGGCCGAAUACGAGGAGCAGUUUGCGGGCAAUUCGAAACUGGAAAAGGACGGCCGGCUGUCACCGAUCGAUGAAAAGGAUGGCUUAGAGCAGCAGUAUCUCGAACUGGAGGCCGAUUUUGAGCAGGCACAGAUGGCACUGGAGGAACGGACGGCCGAAGUAGACAAACUGCGCAGAAGAAUACAGGACAUGGAACAGAUGCACAAAUAUCCUUCGGAGAUGUUGCUCAGUUCUCCUUCGCCGCGUGUUGAAACACCGGAGGUAGAGGAUCGUCCAGCCAGCUCCCCAAUAAGCUAUCUGUGGAAUCAAAGUACAAUCCAGCGACCGGUUCGUGAUUAUCAAAAUCCCAAUUGGCGUCCGCCGGCGGUCAUCCAUGCAGUUUCGGAAUGUGCUACUGCAGUUGAUGACAAGUGCUCGGUAGAGGUGAUGUCUGCCGUGCUAACUUCCGAUCUGGCGAUCGAAAAGGACGGUAGUGAAUGUGUGGGUUCAUCUACCGAAGUCGAUGAUAUAGUGGCGACGAAUUUCGAUCGAAUUAUUUCACCGAUCCAGAAACCAACAGCUGCUGUUGCGAUCUUCGAUGGCGAAAGCUCCGAUGGGAAAGAAGACAUCAAUCAACACUGCACAACCGUGGCCGUGUUGGAUCAAGUCGAUGCGUCCGACGCAUGUUCAGUUAGAUCAGCGCGCAGUACGCACAGUCUCGCUUCAACGCACAGCAUCCAACAUUCUAUCGCUAAUUCAGAGGGAAGUGCCAGUGGAAUGCAGACGAAGCAUAUGCGCUUAAUGCAGCUACAGUUGCAGGAUGAAAUUAAAGAUCUUACCCACGAACGCGACUGUCUAAUGAUGGAGCUGCAGCAGCUAAAGGAAGCCAAAUCGGUUUUGGCUCGAUCGUACGCAAAAACGGCCUCACAUCCUAAUCAGAUACAAAAAAUACAGAACCUGGAACAGAAGAAUCGUCAUCUGCAGCUAAUGGUUAAACAGCAGCAGCAAUACUCUGAGUCCAUAUUGCAUCAAAUCUGGCAGCAGCAACGGAGCGAAAUAAAUGAUCUACGUAAUCGGCUGGAAGCGCAAUGCAUUGUCAUAUCGGAUCAGGCGGCUCGGCUAGCCAACAACGAUAUACUAGUCAAAGACAUGUAUGCCGAAAAUUCCCAGCUUAUGUUGCAGGUACAGCGGCUCGAGCAUCAAUGCAAUCGUGCCAACUGGAUGCAACAGUACAGCCAGUCAAACUCGUCCUCGGGAAGUCACCACGGGUUGAGUGGUGGUAUUAUGCCGGGCCUACCGUAGCGUCGUUUGCUAACUGUCGCCGUACACCAGUAAACGGGGUAGUAAGGAUAAAAAUGGAGCCUAUGUUUUGAUGUUUUUUUUGUAAAUCAGUCAGUAUGUUUGUUAUGGGCCGUUAAGAUUUUGCCAUUUUUCAGUGUUUGUAUUUUUGGUCCCCGCUGUAUCCUUUCCUGUACGGCCUAAAUGUGGGAAGGUUAAAUGCGUAUAUCGAUAGUCUCGUCAUUUUUAUACGGUUGUUUCUAUAAAUAUGAUCGAAGCCCGCUAUUUUAUACUAUUCUCUGUAUUGUUUCCCCAUAUUUCCCAUCGUAUCUUUCACGAAUACUUUUCUCUCGGUUUAGUUUUUAGUGCAGCAACAAGCAGACAGGUAGUUGGGCAUGAUGUUUAGAAAGGACACAACAAAACAAACUGAAUGUAUCGAAUUUUAAUGCCUACAAGAGUUGUGUGUAUAGCGGAAUGUGUAAUAAUCAUGUUGUAUGCCAUUCACUAAUUGGUAAAUUGUACCAUUUUAUGGUUCUCCAUUUUAACUGUGUUGUAAGAUAAGCGCUAACUAAUAUAUACGUACAAAGGUUGUUUUUUUGUUUGCGCACCGUGCGUGAUAUUUGACGUCGCGAAUGGGGUUCUAUUUAUUGAAUGUGUUAGGUACGUGAGGUGUAAUUGUUUGUAGUUGUGCUUAUUGUAAAUGAAGAAAUGAACCUGUGUGCUGUAACGAACCUAAACAUACAGCUACCAAUGCUGCAAAGUAAUAGUACUAAAUCCGUAUAUUAUCGGGUAGGAAAGACAUUAUGAACACGUAAUUGUUACUAAAGAUCUGUGAUUUGUAGUGGAAAGCAAAACCGACCUGUAGCCGGAAAGCACACACACACACGCGCAGCGAGCAGCCUGUUACACGAAGCUUCUAUAAUUCGUCAGGAAUUGUAUAAUGUUGGAAUUUUCGUUUGUACAGCACUGAUUCGUGUAUGGUGUGCAACGUUGCCUUAAGUUUUGCUUUGUAACUUCUGCUAUUGCAUCUAAUGUAAACUUUCAACAUGAGGCACUGAUAUGUUUUUUAUCAACACGAUCACGCGACAAUCCUAGCCCAUAAAGCUAGGUGGCAGCUGAAAUACAAGCUAGAGUUUACGAAAGAUAAUAUCAGUUCGUGUUAGAUUAUGAAAUAAUCUUAGGCUAGCACUUAACUAGCAGCACGCGCUAGUAAUAUUGCAUGAAAGGAAAAACGAAAAAGACAUGAGAAAAUGUGUAAAAGAAUAAUAGGCUGAUUUUAGUUUAGGUGUAGUGGAUGUAAAGAAUUAUACAAACAAGAAAGAAAGAAAAACACCUAAUCAACAUAAAACAAACAGAGGAUGGGAUAACAGACUUGUAAUUGAAAAUUUCAUACGUACAUUGCAUACAGCAACAGAUAUUCGUUACACCGAACAGUAACAGUUAAAGUAAAAGAUAAAUAACUCAAACUCUAACGAGUGGUCCUAAAACUCCCAAUACCAUCAUUCUAAAACGUAAAUACUAAAGCAGGAAACAAGUGGCACAAUUAAUGAUGCAUACAGUACUAAAUGGCUAACAGAAAGUCAGACCGUUUGUUACAGCAUAAUUCUAAUCGCAUAGCUAUACUCUGAACCAUAUUGUGAGGCGGUUCAGUAGAAAUUGUAGAAAACAACUGAAAUAUUUAUUAAAGAUCCUGUAAUGGCUUGAGAGACCAUAUCUUGAGUUAAGGAAGACGGGGAACACUACACAGAAGGUGGUUUGUUACAAUUUUCGUCGGUAGUUACCGGAAUAAACGGAUAAUUGAAUUUUA
Anopheles funestus (African malaria mosquito) is the source of this 7559-nucleotide messenger RNA. It is a transcript of the gene Bsg25D, whose product is annotated as blastoderm-specific protein 25D. NCBI's taxonomy places the organism in Eukaryota, Metazoa, Arthropoda, Insecta, Diptera, Culicidae. Gene Ontology annotation, biological process: microtubule anchoring at centrosome. The transcript has 7 exons. The coding region runs from base 1259 to 5776 and encodes 1505 amino acids. The record is from RefSeq and is a predicted model, not a curated record. Gene Ontology annotation, cellular component: centrosome.